CCUCAACAUAGCCUUCCUCGCCUUUUGUUGCUUUCUCUUGCAUCAGCAGCAGGACCGGCGAUAAACAGGCCAAUCACUAAUCGAUGACUGACUAGCGUGCUCUCACCCCAGAUCCAGCCCCAGCCUCACCACCCACCAGGGACGAUAGAAGGACCCGUCUCGACCUCACCCUCUUGGGUCGCUCUCGUUCCCAUGUUAUCAUCAGGAUUUCUGUCGACAAUGUAAGAGCCUGGUGCCUUCCGUUGUCGCCCCUGCUCUUGCCGUUGCUAUCGCCAUCUUCCUUAUUGCUUGCAUUUCAGCGCGCUACUUCCUCAGCCCGCCCCAAACCGCAUCGCGAUCCCAUCCGCUUCACCUCGAGAGGUACCUUUCGUUGCCUUCACUUAGUGUUUUGCAUCAUACACGGCAUUUCAUUCAUUCCUGCGAAGUUCCUAUCAAAACCGGGGAAAAUGGUGUCCGACGAGACUUACGAGAUCUGUCUCCCCUUGCUCCAGGACGAGAGCCUCGACGAUGAAGAGAGAACAGACAAGUUGGAGGAGCUGCUCAAAAAGGAAACAACAUUAGUGAGAAGCGCUAUUGAGAACGCUGUUUUGGACGUGUUAUGGAGAUAUCGAGAAUCUUCAACGAAUCCGACUUCACCACCGCCUGUGCGGCAUACUGUCUUGCGCCGACCAUCCCCAGCUCCGUGGCAGACUCCUCGAGGUGGUUCUGGUACCCCAGUAUCGUCGUCUCCUCGUCUUGGGGUAAGCCCUCUUGCCCCCCCUGGAUUUAUCCCGCGAGAUUUCAAUAGAGCGAAGUCAUCGACAGCUUCUCCUUUCACGUCGCCCCGCCCUUCGCCCAGACUUGCUUUUUCGAGUCCAGCCAUACCUCACAGCCCAAGUCUCAACGCAUACGAGUUUCCCACAGACACUAGUCCUACACAGGACAUAUACGGAGACUUUGGUAGUGAUAAUGUGGACUGGUUGGUCAACGAUGAUGGGGGCAGUAAUACAUCUUCUUCUGCUGGUGGCCAUAGUGGUCUCAAUGCAGCCGCUGCCGAAUACAUCCAGCCUCAACAGUUAGAUAUGAGCCCAUAUGAUAUGCUGCGGUCAAUACUUGGUCCUUCCAAGUCAGAUGAAGAGAUCGAGGCAGCUCUUGCCGUGCAUGGAUAUGACUUGAGCGCUACCAUCAUGGCAUUCAUGGAAGGUCAAACAAGCGAUAUGUCUACGGCUCAGGCACAGGCCGCCGAUGCGAAGAAUGCCAUUUUGAUUGGUAAAUCUAUGACUGCAGAGAUCCCCCGCCCUCUUACCCCCGCUGGAGGACAACGUAGCGGUGUUGUUUGCAGAUUUUGGCUUUCAACUGGACAAUGUCUCAGGGCAGAUUGCAGAUUCAGCCAUGAUCUUAGCAAUCACAUCUGCAAAUACUGGGUAAUGGGCAACUGUCUUGCCGGCGAUACCUGCAUCUUUUCCCAUGACCCAUCACACUUCAUGAACCGCCUUGCCCUGGACGAAAGCAGUACACCUCCCCUCCAGAAUGGUCAGCCAGGCUUCCAAUUUCAAGAUUAUAAUGCUUUCCCUUCGUUACAACCCCUGCAGGACCAGUGGCCUAGCUCGUAUAGUUCCAGCAACGCUUUUAGCAACUACCAAGGGACAAGCUUCACUCCGCCACCAGGAUUCAAGGGAAUGCAGGGCUACGCAAGUGAUGGAUCUAGCCAGAGAUCACGACCUAGUAGCCGCCACCAGUCUCGAGACUUGAACCCAGCCGCUCCUGCUUUGGAUGAUACUGAGGCUUUCCCUUCACUCGGCGCAGUUGCUGCGAAGGGUGGCAAGAAGCACCAUGGAAAGAGAGGCGGGCAUGGACAUGGCCACAAGGAGGCUCCCACCCCCAGCUCAUUGGCAGAAGUGGUCAAGAUGUCCCCAUCUCCUGGCCCUGGCUUGAUGAGACAAGAUAUGAAAAAGAUGGGCAGAAACGGAAGCUCCACCAGUAUCCGCAACGGAGAAAACAGUGUUGCCGCCCAAGCCAUUCCUAGCCCACAACACGUGCCCUGGUUGGAGACGGGCGAAAAGGCGAAUAAAACAUACCUCAAGGCCAGACAAGAUGCUAUUAAGCACGGUGGCUUGAGGAAUAAGUUCCUGCAAAGUGCCGCUCAAGCCUGGAAUCGCAAUGAUGCACGGGCUGCCAAAGCCCUGAGUCUUCGCGGUCAAAGCGAGAAUGAUGCGAUGCGAAAAGCCCAUCGAGAGGCAGCUCGUGAGCUCUACGAAGAACGCAACAAGAACAGCUCCUCUAGUUCUGAGCUAUAUGUUGAUCUCCAUGGCCUGCAUCCGGAGGAGGCCGUCGAAUACCUUGAAAAGGUUCUCCUCGAGAAUCAAAAGGAAACAAGACCAGUCUAUGCCAUCACUGGUACCGGUCAUCAUAGCAAGAACGGCAAAGACAAGGUCGGCAAAGCUAUCCGUAACUUUUUGAACGAGUGGCGGUACGCCUACCGCGAAUUUUCCGUCCCGGGUGAUAGGAACAACGUUGGAGGUAUUCUCGGCAUUGACGCUCGAUCGUGGGACAAAUCCCUGUCUAGAGAGGGCGCCAGUACCGCUGCAGCUCCACCCGAGGCGGAGAAGCAAGAAGUAGAUAUCCUUAGUCAGGGGCAUGAGAUUGGUCAGGGCAAAGUACGAUUGUUGGUCCGCGAUCCGCCUAAGGGACCGAAUGGGAAUCGAUGACCUCCGGCUUAGAUAGAGGGAAACAAUAAACCAGUAAAACUUAGAAGCUGUUCGCCUG
Molecule: messenger RNA, 2745 nt
Organism: Hyaloscypha bicolor E
Lineage: Eukaryota; Fungi; Ascomycota; Leotiomycetes; Helotiales; Hyaloscyphaceae
Exons: 3
Coding region: 447-2687 (746 amino acids)
Biological process (GO): negative regulation of DNA-templated transcription
Cellular component (GO): nucleus
Molecular function (GO): metal ion binding; RNA binding
Source: RefSeq, a predicted model, not a curated record